ACGACGAUGAUGGAGAUUAAGGUCGAGGUAAUCGCUAGAGAAACCAUAAAGCCAUCUUCUCCGACCCCCCAUCACCUUAAUACUUUCAAACUCUCUCUUAUCGACCAAUUCAUGCCUGCAUCAUACACGCCACUAGUUCUCUACUACGCCACACCUGGCGGUUCUAGUUGCGAAGAAAGAUCCCAACUUUUAAAAAACUCCCUCUCUCAAAUCCUAACUCGCUACUACCCUCUAGCUGGAAGAAUCAAAGAUCCUCUCUUUGUUGAUUGCAACGACGACGGCGUUGAUUACAUUGAAACUCGAGUCUACUGUCCAAUUUCCGCCAUUCUUAAGCAACCCAAAAGUGAAUUACAAAACCAUUUCAUUCCAAUCAAAUUUAAGGAAUCGGGGUCCGGAUCUCUCUUACUCAUCCAGGCUAGCUUCUUUGAAUAUGGAGGAAUGGCUAUAGGCAUCUAUACUAACCACAAACUUGCCGAUGCGACCUCCUUCACCACAUUCCUCAAGGCCUGGGCUACCACUGCGUCCGGAUUCCCUGACGCAGUGAGUCCAGAUUUCACUACACCCUCUAUAUUCCCCGCAGGAGAUGACUUCCAGACCCCUCCAUACAUGUUUAUGUACGUGUUCAACGCCUCCAAACUUCACGCUUUCAAGGCAGAAACAGCCAAUGUGAGGGUACAACAACCUACCCGCAUGGAGGCUAUCAUGGCACUCCUUUGGAAAUGCGCAAUGGAUGCUUUUAGAUCAAGAUUGGGAUUGGGAUCGACCAAUCCAAGGAGGCCAUCUAUAUUAGUCAUAUCAGCAAACAUACGAGCAUGUCUUGUGCUGCCAUUACCAGAGAGUUCAUCCGGAAACAUAGGACGCCCGCUAGUAGUGCACGCCGAUGAUGAGAGUGAAAACGAAAUGAACUUGUCAAACUUGGUAAGUAGCAUAAGGGAAAGUAAGCUAGAACUAAGCAAAAAUUGUGGAGUGUCGAAUAUUUGUGGGUCGUUGGCAGAGUUGAGAAAGUUGCAGAUGAGAGGAGGUGGAAGUUGA
This is a messenger RNA of Camellia sinensis, 1032 nucleotides long. The record is from RefSeq and is a predicted model, not a curated record. NCBI's taxonomy places the organism in Eukaryota, Viridiplantae, Streptophyta, Magnoliopsida, Ericales, Theaceae.